GGGGCCCGCACCACAGCCCAAAUGCCGUGCACAGUUUGGGGCGCAUCCGGUAGGCAGCGAGAUAAACCGGCUCAGCAUUGGCGCCUGUCCGUCAUGAAGGAUGAUGGGCGGCUCGCUCCAGGACCAGACCUCAAAAGCUCCCGCGACAACGGCUACUUUUGCCCCCAGCUUCACCUGAACUGAGAAUCGACUGCAAACAGCUCGCGUCGACCACACAGCGAGCCCCUCACUCACCCGCCCAGACAUGUGCUGAAGCACCACACGCCAACCUCCAACAAUGGACCCCCUCCCGAUGGGCGGCGUGCAGCUGCCGGCGUUCCAGCGGCGGCUGAGCCGGCUGUACAAUGACACCAAGAAGUCGUCCGACUUCGUCAAGGAGCCGGCGCGGCACGGCGAGGGCGACCCCGAGAUCCGGUCGCUGCACCGCAAGCUGCGCAUCCAGAAGGACCGCCUGGUCAGCUGGGGCCUGGAGUGGUCAGACCCGGCCCACGCCGCUGAGGUGCUGAUCGACUCGUCGCUGUCGCGCGCCGGCCUGAGCGAGGUGGUCGGCAGCAUCAUGUCCACCAUCAAGGACAUCCUGGCCGAGGCGGAGCCGCUGUGGAACAGCUCGCGCGGGCUGGCCGGCGAGCGCGUGCCCGAGGAGCCGCCGCGGCCGGGCGAGAAGAUCCGCAUGGUCGUGUGGGACAAGGCCCGCUUCGAGGACCUGCUGCGCGACCUGACCACGUCCAUCGACACGCUAUACGACCUCUCGCGGACGCGGUCGUCGUACGCUCUAUCGCCGCCGGCGGCGCGCGGCGCGGCGCGGCCGGCGCCCGCGGCCGAGGAGCUGCGCCCGUUCGAGUCGUCGCGCAUCCAGGCGCCGCGGCAGGUCGACCCGGCGGCGCUGACGACCCUGCGGUCGAUGCAGGCGGAGCCCAUGACGGAGGGGGCCGAGCCGGAGCGCGCACGCGAGAUCGUCUUCCUGAGCCGGCAGGCGCACGCCGAGCUGGCGCCGACGGCGGGCGCGCGGACGCCGCUGCUGCUCGAGUACGCCCCGUUCGACCCCAUCUUCUCGGCCACAGGCAUCGGCCCGCCCAUGGAGCGCUUCGAGCGGCUGUCGACGGGCCUGCAGUCGGAGCCGCAGCGGUCGCCGGGCUCGUGGACCGGCCUGCCACGGCUGCUAGCCUACUACGAGGACAUGGACCGGUCGCGCUUCGGACUCGUCUACCAGUUCCCGCGCACCUUCAACCCAGUCACGUUCGAGCACCUGACGCAGAACCCGCUGUACAACCUGUGCACGCUCGCCGACCUGCUGGCCCGCCCGGACUUCGAGCCCAAGCUGGAGGCCAAGUUCCGGCUGGCGGCGAACCUGGCCAACACCGUCUUCGACAUGCACGACCGCGGCAUCACGCACGGCAACCUUGUCGGCGAGAACAUCUCGUUCUGCAACGCUGUCGGCACCGAUCCCGAGAUCAGCGGCAUCACCCAGGGCGAGGUCGAUAUCCGCCGCCCGCUGCUCUCGUCCUUCGACCUGUUCUCGGACCCGCGGUCUCCCGACACGCCUCGCACCUACUCGCUGUACCGGCACCCGCUGGACCCGCGCAACAGCGCGCAGUCGCCGCUCGCCCACAACGCCGACUCCAAGACCUUCGACCUCUACUCGCUCGCCAUGAUCCUGCUGUCGGUCGGCCUCUGGACCAAGCUCGAGAACCUGGUGGCCGACCCGGAGUCGUCGACGCUUCCCGAGUCCGUGCUGGAGCAGCUGGCCAUCCGCUGCGGCACGCUCUACAUGAAGGCCGUGCAGACGUGCUGGAGCGCCGUCGACCAGGAGCUGACCGGCUCCCGCACGACCGAGGAGAUCGUGUCGCGCGUGCAGUUCCGCACCAGCCGCUACCUCGAAGCCUGCUGCAUCCUCGACGGCGUGAGUAAUUUGGAAGACCGGCUGGGCGACGACCUCGGCGAGCCGCGGCCUGAGCCCGCGCAGCCGCGCGCGGCGGAACGCGCGGGGAGCCCGUCAGCUGGACCGUUGGUAAGACCGUCAGCAGAACCGUCAACAGGACCGUCAGCAGGACCGUCGGCUGGCCCGCCGGCUGACCCGUCAGGGGAGACGGCUGGGGCCCCCGCAGAGGAGACGCAGGUCCUGCGCCAAGGUGAGUCGGUCCGGCCCAGCCAGCGCAGUCCCGUGCUAACAGACACAGCUGCGCCGCAGCCCGCGCGGCGGUCCCGGAUGCGCCUGUACCCGCACGUCCCUCUGCCGCCCGAGAUGGUCGAGCGGUGGAACACGGUGUUCAUGCCGCAGAUCAACAGCGCGCUGCGGCAGUUCUACCGCCGGCACCCCGAGUCGGUCGAGAUCUCGCUCGAGUCGAUCGGCGAGUCGCCGCAGCGGACACGGCCGACCGUCCUGGUGGUGUGCACGUCCGUGGCCAAGGUCCGCGCGAUCCUGAAGAAGCAGCUGGGCGGCCUGUUCGACGGCCCGGCGGGCCUCGCGCUCAAGGUCUGCCGGGGCCGCGUGCUGCGCUCGCGCGGGGACGGCGGCGGCCGCCCCGGCCACGACGAGGCGGUGGCCGCGAACCCAGACUACCAGGCGCGGCCGGCCAACGGCGCCAGCAUCGGCGCGUGGAUCGGCGACCGCCACCUGCCGCCGGUGAGCCUCGGCGGGCUCGUCGUGGUCGACGACCGGCCGUACGGCAUGACGGUGCACCACAUGCUCGACGACCCGGACCAGGCGCAGGCGCCGGCGCCGGCGGCGAAGGGCGGUGGCGCGCCGCAGCGCAGCAUGGCGCGCGGCGGCGUGCCGGACCUCGCCGCGUGGUACGCCGAGCAGUACCAGCAGAGCGAGUCGGGCGAGAGCAGCAGCGGCGCCGAGGACUACGCCUGCGUGUUCUCCGACUCGGACUCGGACACGCUGUCUGAGUCGGCCGUCACAAGCGACUACUCGGACGAGGGGGAGGACGAUGAUGAGGAGGAGCAGCAGUACGCCGAGGAGGGCGACAUCCCCGGCAUCGAGCCCGGCUGCGGCGACGGCUACAUCGUCACGCAGCCCGCGCUCGACGACGUCCCGGACGGCUUCUACCCGUCCGCCGAGACGCAGGACGAGGACCACCUGGACACGUGCGCCGUCGGCGAGGUGUACGCGUCGAGCGGGAUCCGGCGGCGCACCGCGAACGGCCUGCUGCACGAGAUCGACUGGGCCCUGUUCGAGUUCAGCGCGGACCGCGCCCCCGCCGGUAACUUCAUCCCGCGGCCGUCCUCCAAGGCCCGCCGGCCGUCGUCCCGUGCGGCGGGCGAGCCUCCUGCAGAUGAGCCAGGCGUGCGGCCGACCUCGGUCGCGCCGUCCGCCCGCCUGCCCGGGCUCGAGGUGCAGUGCAUGGCGCGCACGAGCGGGCUGCAGACGGGGCUGAUCCUGCCGGCCGUGGCGUCGGUCAAGAUCUACGGGCGCGCGUCGCCGAGCCAGUUCUUCCAGGUGGCCGGGACGCCGCCGCCUGCGCCUCCCGCCGGCACCGCUGCCGCUGCCUCCGCCGUCCUGCCGAUGGGCAUCCCCGGGGACAGCGGCGCCUGGGUGGUCGAGCGCGCGCAGGGCGCCGUGUGCGGGCACAUCCUGGCGUGGAGCGAGCGCAAGCGGGUGGCCUACAUCUGCCCGAUGGACGUGCUGCUGCUGGACAUCGCCGAGACGCUCGGCGCGCGCGAGGUGCGCCUGCCGGGCGGCGACGCCGUCUUCUCCUUUUCCUCCUCCUCCUCCUCCUCCUCCUCCUCUGCGCUGCCGCCGGCGGUGCGCGACGAUCGGCCGGCCCGCGCGCUGACGCAGCUGGCGAGCAGCAGGCUCUCGGCCGUGUCGGAGCUGGGCGGCGGGGGUGACGAGGAGGGCGACGACGAGGGCGACGAUGCGCCGGCGCUGGUUGGGCUGCGGCGGUGCCAGUCCAGCCGCCGGUCGCAGCUGAGCCACCGCAGCUCGUACCGGGGGCGCCGCAGCGUGGCCGUGCCGGAGGACGAUGAUCUGUACGAUGAGGCGGUGGAGGUCGAGCUGGCAGGGGGGCUGAAAGAGCUGCAGGUAAGGGGACAGGAGAUACCGGUGGGCACGCGGAGGUGGGGGUUUGUUUGAGCGUGGAUGCAUUGGAUUCAUGGAUACUACUGCUAGAUAGGCUGGGCUCCUCUGGGAGGUUGAUGGACCGCUGCGAGGUGUCUUGGACAUUUCAUUGGGCACCCGUGUAAAUAGACAUUGAUUCAAUACCGUACAUAGCAUAGCCAACGUUAAACGAA
Thermothielavioides terrestris NRRL 8126 is the source of this 4236-nucleotide messenger RNA. RefSeq lists its product as uncharacterized. The record is from RefSeq and is a predicted model, not a curated record. The transcript has a single exon. Lineage: Eukaryota; Fungi; Ascomycota; Sordariomycetes; Sordariales; Chaetomiaceae. Bases 278 to 4078 code for a protein of 1266 amino acids.